AUGUCACUAACAGCUUCUAGAUGGACUGUAUUAGAACAAGGUACUAAAGAGGAGAUAAGAUGGUUGCAAGUAGUACAACAAAGGGCUCCUGACUUGAAUAGCGUCACAUCAGCAGGUGCUCGCAAGUCUUUGAGAAUUCACCUACUUGACAGUCAUUUGGAUAUCUUCCCUCCGAAUUUGGGUGCUGAAGGUGAUGAACAAGGCGAUCGAUUUCAUCAUGACUUUGCUGCGAUUGAAAAGCGUUAUAAAGGCUUUUGGGAUCAAAGAAUGAUGAGCGUAUAUUGCUGGAUGCAACUUCGUGAAGAUUCCACGCAACAUGACAGAAAAAGUUUGAGAAUGAAGUUCAAGGUGAAAUCGAAGAAACCGUUGACUCCUUGA
This is a messenger RNA of Acanthoscelides obtectus, 378 nucleotides long. Lineage: Eukaryota; Metazoa; Arthropoda; Insecta; Coleoptera; Chrysomelidae. The record is from the annotation of a GenBank genome assembly.